AUGCGGGGCCACAAGCCAGGGAAUGCAGGCAGCCUCUGGAAGCUGGAGAUGGCCCGAAUGGAUUCUCUUCUGGCGGCCCCUGGGUGUAGCCCAGAGAUCCACCUGGGAUGUCUCCAGAUACCUGAGCUGCCCACACCAGGUGCUCAGCCAAUCCCAGGAAUGCACGAACUCCGCUCUUUCCUUCCCCACCGGAAGGCUCCGGAGCGCCGCGUGCGCCCCUCGGGCGUGGGGGCCCCGGGCUCCGCUGGGGCGCGGUCGGUGGCCGUUCAAGUACACCAGAGGUGCUCAAUAAAUGCGUCCGAGUUCAUAGUGAACGGCUCCCUGAGGCCCGCGGGUGGGGUGCGCCAUCGGCGCCUCGGGGCGCUGGGAAGGGGCGAGCGGCGGACGCCCCUGCACCCCGCCGGGCUCCACCCGGGGUUCGGGCUGGAGAGGCCGCCGCCCGCCGGCGGGACGCCCCGCCCCGGUCAGCCGGGCGCGGACGCCCCUCGCUCGGCGUUUCCGCGGACCCCCCGGGAGGGGCCGGGGCCACGUGCGGCUCCCCGAGCCCCGGCGUGCGGCGCGGGGUCCGGCCAGGCCGCCGCGCGCGAAGUUCCCACCUCAAGUUCCCGUCGCCGCGUCCCCGGCGCCCGGAGCCGGCCGGGCGGCAGCUUCGUCCCCGCGGGAUCCGCGGGUCCCGGACGAGGGCGCGAUGGGGGCCCGGAAGCCGCCGGGGGCGCCCGCUCGGCCUCCCCGGGCGGCCGCCCGACCUGGGCCCCGGGGGCCGGCUCAGCUCCCGCACUCGGACCCGGGGCCGUCCCGCCUCCGCCUCGGGUCCCCACAGGGCUGCGAGUGCGCCGGGAGCGCGGCGCGCCGGCCUGCGAGGGAGGGGGCGGGACGGAAGGCGGGAGGAGGGCGGGAGGGGGCGGGGCGGAAGGCGGGAGGAGGGCGGGAGGGGGCGGGACGGCGGGCGGGGACUGCGCUCGGGGCGGAGAGGGCGGGCGGGCGCGGCGCGGGUCCUCCCCGCUGCGCGCACCGGGCCGCGGCGGCGUCCCCGGCUCCGGGCACCGGCGCGCCCCGACCCCGACCCCGACCCCGACCCCGGACGGCCCGCGCCGGCUCCCCUUCCUCCGCCGUCCCGGUCCCCGCCCGUCCCGCCGCCCCCAGCCCCGGGCCCGCGCCGUCCCGCGCGCGGUGGUCGUGCGCGCCCCCCGCCACCGGCCCGGGCCCACGCGCGCCUCGUCCCCAGCGCCGCGGCCCGGCGCCUCGGGCGUGCGGGACGGCCCUGCAGGUGUCCUGUCAACUCCUCAGGGGCGGCACGUGUGCGGAUCCACGCGGCCCGGGCGGGACCCGGGUGGACACUGGAACGGGGUCCAGGCUGCCAUCUCCCGGCCUGUCCCGGGGACACAGGCGUGGUGCCCCGCUUCUGUGCUCGAGCACAUGCAGCGGGUGCGGCUGGCCCUGGGUCACUGA
Molecule: messenger RNA, 1449 nt
Organism: Dipodomys spectabilis (banner-tailed kangaroo rat)
Lineage: Eukaryota; Metazoa; Chordata; Mammalia; Rodentia; Heteromyidae
Product: collagen alpha-1(I) chain-like
Exons: 3
Coding region: 1-1449 (482 amino acids)
Source: RefSeq, a predicted model, not a curated record